Molecule: messenger RNA, 462 nt
Organism: Paramecium primaurelia
Lineage: Eukaryota; Ciliophora; Oligohymenophorea; Peniculida; Parameciidae
Source: the annotation of a GenBank genome assembly
AUGAAAUUAGUGAAACCGCCCUUCUAGAUUAGAGAAAAAUAAUGGGACAAUCGUUUUUAUUUGGGAAAGCUGAGUGAUCAUGAAAUUAAGAAAUAGUUUAUGAUUAAGAAGAAAUCAGUAAAAAGACCUACAUCUACGAAUAAAAUUGUUGUAGAUGAAAAAUCAUUAGCAAUACGACUUUAUGAAUUAUAAUUAUUGUGGGAAUAAUUCCGUAUUCCUUAAUUUCAUAGAGCUUACUUUCUUCAAUACAAUGAAAAAGAUCUUGAUGCUAUUUUAAGAGAAACUGCUGAUAUAAAGUUGAAGUAAUCAAUUGUACAAAAGUUAAUGAGUCUAAUAAAAGGUAGGGAGAGAUGUUUAAACUUUUUAAAAACUGAAACAUUUGAANAGUAAAAUUUAUUAUUCAUUAUUAGUAAUUUUCAUUAGACUCAAUACCUUUAGUUGUAUUUAGUUGUGCUUUAUUGA